Molecule: messenger RNA, 1980 nt
Organism: Setaria italica (foxtail millet)
Lineage: Eukaryota; Viridiplantae; Streptophyta; Magnoliopsida; Poales; Poaceae
Product: cytochrome P450 710A1
Exons: 1
Coding region: 163-1692 (509 amino acids)
Biological process (GO): sterol metabolic process
Molecular function (GO): monooxygenase activity; heme binding; oxidoreductase activity, acting on paired donors, with incorporation or reduction of molecular oxygen
Source: RefSeq, a predicted model, not a curated record
GUCCAUGGCCAUGCUUCUCAACGGCACACGCCAAACUCAAACCAACGUCUGCAUGCGACCCAUGCGUAGCGUCUCUCUCUCUAUAUAGGGCUGGCCGCACGAGCUUGAGCUCCACGCGAGCAUCAGCCAACAGAAAAGCAGCAGCUGCAGCUGCAGCCAGCAAUGGCGGAGUCCUCCUCGCUCUGCGGUUUCUUGGAUCUCCGCGCGGCAGCGCCGUUCUUAGUCGCGGCCGUGGUGUUCUACCUCCUGACGGAGCAGCUGUCCUACCGCCGUAAGAAGGGUCCCCUGCCCGGCCCGGCGCUCGUGGUGCCCUUCCUCGGGAGCGUCGCCCGGCUGAUCCGCGACCCGACGGCGUACUGGGACGGGCUGGCGGCGCGCGCCAAGGAGUCUCAUCUCGGCCUGUCGGCGGAAUACUUCCUCGGGACGUUCGUGGUGUUCAUCCGCGACGCGGAGCUGAGCCACCGCGUGCUCACCAACGUCCGCCCCGACGCGUUCCAUUUCAUCGGCCACCCGUUCGGCAAGAAGCUCUUCGGCGACUACAACCUCAUCUACCUGUUCGGCGACGAGCACAAGGAGCUCCGCCGCCGGAUCGCGCCCAACUUCACGCCGCGUGCGCUCUCCACGUACGCCGCCAUCCAGCAGCGCGUCAUCGUCGCCCACCUCCGGCGGUGGCUCCACCGGAGCGAGCACGACGUGCCCUUCCGCCUCCGGGUGCCCUGUCGCGACAUGAACCUGGAGACGUCGCAGACGGUGUUCGUGGGCCCGUACCUCACCGCGGAGGCCCGGGAGGCGUUCGCGAGGGACUACCACACGUUCAACGUCGGGGUCAUGGCGCUGCCCGUGGACCUGCCGGGGUUCGCGUUCCGGCGCGCGAAGCAGGCGGUGGCGCGGCUGGUGCGCACGCUGACGGGGUGCGCGGGGGAGAGCAAGGCGCGCAUGCGCGCGGGCGGCGAGCCGUCGUGCCUCAUGGACUACUGGAUGCAGGACACGGUGCGGGAGGAGGACGAGGCGGCGGCGGCGGGGAACCCCCCACCGCCGCACGCCAGCGACGAGCAGGUCGGGGGCCACGUGUUCGACUUCCUGUUCGCGGCGCAGGACGCGUCGACGUCGUCCCUCUGCUGGGCGGUGUCCGCGCUGGCCGCGCACCCGGGCGUGCUAGCCCGCGUCCGCGCCGAGGUCGCCACGCUCUGGUCGCCGGACUCCGGCGAGCCCAUCACGGCCGCGCAGGCGGCGGAGAUGCGCUACACCCAGGCCGUGGCACGCGAGGUGAUCCGGCUCCGUCCCCCCGCGACGACGGUGCCACACAUCGCCGGCGAGCCGUUCGCGCUGGCGGAGGGGUACACGGUGCCCAAGGGCGCCACCGUGUUCCCGUCGCUGUACGAGUCGUCGUUCCAGGGGUUCCGCGACCCGGCGGCGUUCGACCCGGACCGGUUCUUCUCGGAGGAGCGCCGGGAGGACGUGGAGUUCCGACGCAACUUCCUGGCGUUCGGCGCCGGGGCGCACCAGUGCGUCGGGCAGCGCUACGCGCUCAACCACCUGGUGCUCUUCAUCGCGCUGUUCGCGUCGCUGGUGGAGUUCCGCCGGCACGCCACGGAGGGGUGCGACGACCUCGUGUACAUCCCCACCAUCGCGCCCAGGGACGACUGCGCCGUCUACCUUAAGCAGCGCUGCGCCGAGCUGCCAUCAUUCUAGCUCAGCUGAUGAUCCUCUUUGGGUUGGUGGCUGGGCACCAUCGUCGAGCAGCACACUCACUGUUAGUGGAGCCAUUGUAAUCUUUCCUGCAUGUUCUCGAGCGUGUGCGACCACCGGGGACCGUCGUCACAGAACGGCCGCCGGGACGAUCGAGACAAGCUAUUCCCUUGUCAUUGUUCAUCAUGGUGAGCCUCCGUGUUUGGCAUUAUCGAUGUUUCCGUAUCUCGUUGGUUGCAGUUGUGUUUUAAUUCAUUAUCCAAAUAAAAGCACGUGCCAUUUUUGUUAAGU